AUGGAUGAGUGUAUUUACCCUAUGUGGAUACAGCUACCUGCACUUAAACUAAACCUAUGGAAUGAAAAAGGGAUUAGUAAAAUUGCAAGCCUCAUUGGAAGACCUAUAGCCACUGAUAAACUUACUGCAAAUAGACAAAGAUUGGCCUAUGCAAGGGUAUUAGUUGAAGUUAAAUUACCCACCUCUCUUCCUGAUCAAAUUGUUAUAAAUAGUCCAAAUGGCAGGAAAUUUAAUCAGAAGAUAGUAUAUGAAUUGAAACCAAGAUGGUGUGAACACUAUAAACAGGUUGGGCAUGAUCUACUAAAAUGCAAAAAGAAACCUAUGGUUCAGAGGUGGAUGCCAACACUAGUACAAACUGUAGCAGCCCCAACGGUUGGAACCGUUGGGGCUGAGCAUGUCCCCAACGGUUACAACCGUGUUGGAACCGUUGGGGCUGAGCAUGUCCCCAACGGUUACAACCGUUGGGGCUGCUAA
Molecule: messenger RNA, 474 nt
Organism: Asparagus officinalis (garden asparagus)
Lineage: Eukaryota; Viridiplantae; Streptophyta; Magnoliopsida; Asparagales; Asparagaceae
Exons: 1
Coding region: 1-474 (157 amino acids)
Source: RefSeq, a predicted model, not a curated record